AUGAGUGAAUUUAAACAAAUGGAGAUUGAAUCGUACAUUUUAAAUUUCAAAGCGAGACACACUGAAAUAAUAAAGCAAAAACUGUAAAAGCUGCAUGAGGAAGAAUCUGCGGAUUAAUUGUAACCAUUUUAUUAAGCUUUCCUAAAGAACUGUAGAGACUAUUUGCAUCAAAAAUUGAAAUUGACUUGUAAAAAGGUUCUAGAUGAAGACCUAUUAGAACUUUUAAAAGUAAAUAUUUUUUUGGCAGAAUUAUCUUAUUCAAUAAGCAAGGAAGUCCCAGAGCUCAAGUCCUAUCCUCUUACUUUUAGUGAAGAUAUCUAUGAAUGUUUGUCUCUUUCGGAACUUUACGAUUACUUUAACAAUUUAUAUAGUUAGAUAUCCACAAUAUCGAAAUUCCAAGACGAGAACAAAUAUGUUUUACUGAGAAUUUGCAAUUCGAUGCUCAAACGACUGUCAACAACCCAUGACACUUUUUUGAGAGGAUAAGUUUAAAUAUUCUUGACCCAAAUAUUCUCAACAAUACAUCCAUCCUUGAGGAAGAAGCCAAUCAAUAUAAGGGAUAGAGGAUUUGAUGAAGAAUCAGUCAAAGUGAAUGCCUCAUUGCCGUAUUCCUUUUAUAAAAAUUUUUGGACUUUACAAAAAUAUCUAAAUAAUUCUGAAUUAAUAUUCAAAAACAAAGUGGAGUUUGAUGACAUUGGCGAAGAAGCUGGAUAAGUAACUCAAGGAGUCUCUGAACCUCAAAGAACAAAAAACCUGUAGGCUGUGAUAAAAGUCAUAAUGAGAGCUUUGCAAUAUUUCAAAGAAAAUCCUUUAGAACCUGAAAUCAUAACAGUGAAAAGAUUUCCUAAAUUCCUUACAAAAUAUUCUUUAUUCAAGAAUUAAUUAAAUGAUCCUUACUUUAGAAAGUUGUUCUUGAAUUAAGUUUUAUUGUUUAUUUUUGUAGCUGAACUUGAGAAUCAUGAAAAAUAAUUCAUAUAGAAUUUGAAAAUUGAAGUACAAAAAUAAUUAGAUGAAUUAGGAGAUAAAUUAGGAGAGAAGGUUCAACAUUUAAUUGAUACAGAACGAACUUGGCGACUUUGGGUGACAGAAAAACAAUGCUUUGAUGAUGGCUAUGAAAAACUAAGUAUUAAAGCCUCUGAGAAAGCAAAAAAGAAAAGAUAAGAAAUACAGAAGCGAAUUUAUGAUGACCUCAAAUAUAAAUAGACAGACACAUUUUAACAAAUUUUACAAGAUUAAGGAAGACCUUACAAAAUAGAAACUAAUCCUAUUGAACCAGGGUUAAAUUAUUAUUUAAAUGAAGUGUUUUAUUAAUUAGAUCAGAAUCGUAAAAUUGCUGACAAUGAAAGAUGUAAGAAUUUGAAGGAUUAUGCUUGGAAAUCAGUUAGAGUUAUCUCCAAAUUUCUUUUGAAAGAAUUAAAAAUUACUAAUCUAAUUACUUAGGAAUUGAAACCAUUACCUAAUCUGGAAGACAUUGUAGAAAACUUGAAGAAUGCUGGAAAUGAAAUGACAGCAGAAAGAUAAUAAUAAUCUAAUAAUAAUAACAAUAAUUAAAAUAAUAACAAUAAUAAUAAUAAUAAUAACAAUAAUAAUAACACUAACAAUAAUAACAAUAAUAAUAAUCCUGUUACAAUCAAACCUGUUCACAUAAAUUAAUAAAUAUCAAACUAGAAGUGA
Paramecium tetraurelia is the source of this 1674-nucleotide messenger RNA. RefSeq lists its product as uncharacterized. The record is from RefSeq and is a predicted model, not a curated record. The transcript is spliced from 6 exons. Gene Ontology annotation, biological process: mRNA export from nucleus; regulation of DNA-templated transcription elongation. Lineage: Eukaryota; Ciliophora; Oligohymenophorea; Peniculida; Parameciidae. Gene Ontology annotation, cellular component: THO complex part of transcription export complex.